AUGGAAUUGCUGUGGAAACUUAUAAUGCUGCUGUCGUUGGUGGAGUGUCUGUCAGGAAGUGGAGUCCUGCUAAAGCCUGUCUUCACCAAACAACCAGGCAGUGUGGUUUUUCCUAUUCAAGCAGGAGAGAUACAGAGGGAGGUGGUCUUUAGCUGUGAGGCCCAAGGACAUCCAUCUCCCUUCUACAGGUGGAAACUUAAUGACUCCUUCAUCCUGCCCAGUCCGGGGUCACGGCACUCUCUCAUGGGUGGAAACUUACACAUCAGCCGUUUGAACAAAGAUGAAGAUGUUGGCAUCUAUCAGUGUCUGGCAUCAAACUCUUUUGGCACGAUUGUCAGCAGAGAGGCCAGUCUCCACGUUGCAUACCUGGAUAAUUUCAAGACACAAAGAAGAAGUCCAGUGAGGGUUCGUGAAGGUCAAGGAGUGGUCCUACUGUGUGGUCCACCUCCUCACUCUGGAGAACUUACUUUCAUGUGGAUCUUCAAUGAAUACCCGUCGUUUGUCAUCCAGGACACGCGUCGAUUUGUGUCCCAGAAAACAGGUAACCUCUACAUCGCAAAGGUGGAACCCUCUGAUGUGGGAAACUACACGUGUGUAGUCACCAACACUGUCACCAAAAGCAGCGUUCAAGGACCGCCGACGCCUUUAGUCCUGCGGGUUGAUGGUGUUAUGGGCGAAUAUGAGCCAAAGAUCGAAGUGCAGUUUCCUGAAGUUGUUCCUGUUGCUAAGAGCUCAACAGUCAAACUGGAAUGUUUUGCACUUGGAAACCCAGUGCCAACCAUCAGCUGGAGGAGAGUGGAUGGGGCCUCAUUUAGCAGGAAGGUGGACAUAAAUAAAGCCAGUGGUGUUUUAGAGAUCCCAUAUUUCCAGCUGGAGGAUGCAGGAGUGUACGAAUGUGUUGCUGAAAACAGCAGAGGAAGAAACUCAGUUCAAGGAAAACUGUCUUUCUAUGCUCCACCACAGCUGAUUGAGAAACCUCAGGAUGUUCAGAAGACCAUUGAUGACACUCUAGUGUGGGAAUGCAAAGCCAAUGCAAAGCCCAAACCCUCAUACCACUGGCUGAAAAAUGGAGACCCUCUGGAUCUCAUGGAGGACAGAGUUCAGGUAAAUAAUGGAGUGCUGACAAUCAGCAGCCUAAAUCUGGCAGACAUUGGAAUGUACCAGUGUGUGGCGGAGAACAAGCAUGGUCGAAUCUUCACCAACGCCGAGCUCCGUGUCAUUGCCAUUGCCCCAGACUUCUCCCAGAAUCUGCUAAAGGCUCAAACCUUAGCACGACAAAGUGGCGAUGUUCUGAUCGAAUGUAAGCCCAGAAUGUCUCCUCGUGGCAUUAUUUCUUGGAGGAAAGGAAAAGAAGCUCUGCGAGAAAGUCACAGAAUUAUGGUGUUGGAUAGUGGAAGCCUUCGGAUAUCUAACGUUACGAAAAUAGAUGCAGGACUCUAUACGUGUGUAGCCAGAAACCAGUUUGGAGUGGCAAGCAGUUCUGGCAGCCUUUUGGUUAAAGAGGCAACAGUGAUCACGAGUCCAGCAGGCCACCUGGAUGUGACUGUGGGUGAGAGCAUUGUGCUGCCCUGUCAGGUUUCACACGAUCCAACACUUGACCUGAAGUUCACCUGGUUCUUCAACGAGCAGCUCAUCCACUUCGGAAGCCACGGCUCCUUCUUUGAAAAAGUUGGUGGGCGAUCAGCUGGGGACAUUAUGAUACGAAACAUUCAACUGAGGCAUGCUGGGAAAUACACCUGCGCUGUUCAGACCAAGGUGGACAGUGUGUCCAUCGCCACAGAUGUAGUUGUCAGAGGUCCUCCAGGUCCACCUUUGGACUGUCAGGUGACUGAGAUCACAGAGACCACAGCCUCUUUAUCCUGGAGACCUGGGUUGGACAACCAUAGCCCCAUCCUCAGCUACACCAUCCAGGCCAGAACACCCUUUUCUCUCGGAUGGCAAGCUGUUACCACUGUUCCUGAAUUUCUAAGGGGGAAACAUCUCUCUGCUUCUGUUGUUGACCUGAGCCCCUGGGUGGAGUAUGAGUUCAGAGUUCUGGCAACCAACGGUAUAGGAACAGGAGAGCCCAGCAAACCCUCUAAGAAGGCCCGCACCAAGGAAAUGCUUCCCAGGGUGACUCCAGCGAGAGUGAAUGGUGGUGGUGGGGGACGUUCAGAGCUCGUCAUCACGUGGGAACCUGUCCCUGAGGAGCUACAGAGUGGUCCGGGCUUUGGAUAUGUGGUUGCUUUCCGCCCACUCGGGACACAGGGCUGGAUGCAAGCUGCUGUCACAUCCCCGGAAGCUUCUAGAUACGUGUUCAAGAAUGAAAGUAUUCCACCCUUCUCCCCUUACCAAGUCAAAGUCGGGGUAUACAACAACAAGGGUGAAGGACCUUUCAGUCCAGUGACUACCAUCUAUUCAGCAGAAGAAGAGCCCAGUAGACCUCCGGGGAGGCUGAGGGCGAGGAGCGUAUCAGCAUCCGAGGUGGAGGUCACCUGGAAGCCGCUGGUUUGGAGCAACAGCCGCAGACAUAUCCUGGGCUAUGAGCUGCAGUACUGGGGGGAGAAAGUAAAGCAGGAUGCAGCCAGUGUGAUCAGAACAGUGGGGAAUAAAACAACAGUACUCAUCAGGGAUCUGGAGGGCAGCAGUACCUACUGCAUGUCCCUAAGGGCCUAUAACAGUGCUGGAGUGGGUCCACAGAGCAGCGUAGUCAAUGUCACAACCAAGAAGCCACCACCCAGCCAAGCCCCAGAUAAAAUAAGGUGGAACACUUCUGACUCCAAGGUCAUUCUGCGGUGGGACCAGGUGCACGCCCUGGAGAACGAGUCAGAAGUCACGGGAUACAAGGUGAUGUACAGCCAGGACAAACACAGCCGGCCUAGUGUGGUGGAGACCAACAACACCUCCUUGGAGUUGUCGCUGCCAGUCAACCAAGACUACGUGAUCCAGAUUAAACCCUUCAGUGAGGGAGGGGAAGGCAGCAGCAGCCCCCAGAUUACAAUCCCCAAGAUUGAAGGCUCCGUAGCCGUGGGAGCAGCCCCGGAGCUGUUGCCAUUUCAACUUGUCAUCUUUGCAGCGCAACUCCUCACAACCAGAAUGGUGCUAUGACAAACGCCCAGGCACUACAGCGUCUUACUCUGUGAAGGAAAAACAAAAAACAGCAGGUCAGAGACAACACAAGGCCAACAGCCGCAUUUCCUCCUGCUCCCUUUUCUAUCCUGCUGAGUCCUUCCUCUUCUCGCUACAAAGAUCCUUUUGUGAGGAAGAUUCUUUUCUGUCGCAGUUCUAAAGUGGUUGCUGAAAGGAACUGGCUCUUUCAGAGUUUGUUUUUAUGAAACUGAAAGAACGCCUUGACCUGAAUGACUCCAGUCUCUUUGAAGAUUAUUUUUUUCUCGUCUCGUUUCCAACUAGUGGAUAUCCUCAUUCGCUUUUCGCCUUGG
Molecule: messenger RNA, 3419 nt
Organism: Nematolebias whitei (Rio pearlfish)
Lineage: Eukaryota; Metazoa; Chordata; Actinopteri; Cyprinodontiformes; Rivulidae
Gene: cntn3a.1
Product: contactin 3a, tandem duplicate 1
Exons: 22
Coding region: 1-3087 (1028 amino acids)
Biological process (GO): cell-cell adhesion
Molecular function (GO): protein binding
Source: RefSeq, a predicted model, not a curated record